Phycomyces blakesleeanus NRRL 1555(-) is the source of this 1902-nucleotide messenger RNA. RefSeq lists its product as hypothetical. Gene Ontology annotation, molecular function: ATP binding; protein serine/threonine kinase activity. The record is from RefSeq and is a predicted model, not a curated record. Gene Ontology annotation, cellular component: cytoplasm. The transcript has 6 exons. Lineage: Eukaryota; Fungi; Mucoromycota; Mucoromycetes; Mucorales; Phycomycetaceae. The coding region runs from base 1 to 1902 and encodes 633 amino acids. Gene Ontology annotation, biological process: intracellular signal transduction; protein phosphorylation.
AUGGAACCAUAUGGUGGUGUUUGGAUGAAUCCAGACAUGGAGUUCGUUGAUCAAUCAAACAUGCCUGAUUACGAAAAAGUCAUCGAGGCAUCUGGGAAUGGCCGUUAUUCAAAGCUUAACACUGUACUCGGAAAAGGUGCCUACAAGGUUGUCUAUAAGGCCAUUGACAGAGAAGAAGCUAUUAACGAUAAUGAAAUAACAAAUGUAAAGGUUACCCGACAAGAAUUCAAGGAUCUAGGCCAUGAGAUUGAUAUCCUAAAGUCUGUUCGACACCCAAACAUCAUCACCUUCCAUGAUGCCUGGUACAAUGAAACAGAGUUUGUCUUUAUUACCGAGCUUAUGACAUCGGGUACUCUGCGGGAGUACAUCCGAAAAUUAACACCUCUGCCAAACAUCAAGAUUGUAAAACGAUGGUGUCGCCAGAUCCUCAAGGGACUAGCUUAUCUACACGGCCACGAACCUCCAAUCAUUCAUCGCGACAUCAAAUGUGACAAUAUAUUCAUUAAUGGUGCUCAUGGUGAAAUUAAGAUUGGUGAUAUGGGUACAGCAGAGAUGAAGAAUGGAAAAAAGUACACCGUGAUCGGGACCCCCGAAUUUAUGGCCCCGGAGAUGUAUGAAGAGCAAGGCUACAACGAAAAAGUAGAUAUAUAUGCAUUUGGUAUGUGCUUACUUGAAAUGGCAACUGGAGAAUACCCCUAUGGUGAAUGUACCAAUGCAGUCCAGGUGUUCAAGAAAGUAACUCAGACUAUCAAACCCGAAUGUCUUUCAAGAGUUCAGGACCCAGAAGUAUUAACUCUUGUCAACAUAUGUCUCACGCCAGAAGACGAACGUAUGACAGCACAAGAGAUAUUAGAGCAUAGAUUCUUGGCUGUAGAGCCUGAAGUUGUCUUGGUGUCUAAAGAUAUGACCAUGAAACUACUCACCCUUCAAGUCGUUUUCAAGGGGAUGGACAAACUCUCAGUGAAAUUUGAGUUCAACGCAGACACAGACACAGCGGCUGAUGUUGUGGCUGAAAUGAUUGAAGAGCAGGUCCUCCAAAAUUGCUAUCAACAACUCAUCACUUGCGAAAUUAACAGAAUAUUGCGAGACAUUGCUCGCAACCAAGGUCCCCCCGAUAAAGGAGAAGAUGAGAAAAUUGUGUGGAGACGAGAAAACGAUAUCCGGUCUGAACUUGAAAGAGCCAAGAAAGACCUUGCAUUAGCAGUAGAAAGAGUAUUCGAGGCUGAGAAAAAGUGUGAACUACUAGAACAGCACAAUAUAAUAGCUGAAGAACGUUGUAAAGAAACGAUUUUUGCUCUUGAGCAAGCCAAAUUCCAGAUUCCUGACUUACUACAACCGCAACCGCAACCGCAACCGCAACCGCAACCGCAACCGCAACCGCAACCGCAAUUCCAGCUACAGCCACAGCUCCAAUACCUCUCCCCUCAAUCCACUACCUCUCCGGGGCCAACCUCAGAUGAUAAUAGUACCAAUAGUACGAUGCUUUCAUCGCUCGAAUCCGAACUUUCCAAGCUGUGUGUCUCUGGAGACGAACAGGUAGAAACUACGACUCAUUCUGCAUUGAUGGAGAAUGUUCUUGCUGGUAAGGCUAAAUACUAUGAAUAUUCAAAUGAUACCAGUAUCGACAAGUUUGUGAUGGAUACUGCAGGUGCCACCAAUCGAAGCAAGGACAAACAGAAACAGUGGGCUGCAAAAUUGCAGGAUCAAGAUAUCAUGACCGUGGGUGACUUGCGUGACCUUCAUGACGAGGAUUGGUCAGGGAUUGGCUUGACCGUCUUUGCUUUGCGUGCCCUCAAGAAUAUGCUUGCAGGGAAGAAAGCAGCCGUGACACAGCGAGGACUUCAAGGAACUCGAAGCGGCGCAAGUACACCAGUUGAAGAACAAGAACAAGAGUUAAUGUAG